Messenger RNA from Osmerus eperlanus (European smelt), 4787 nucleotides. Its product is annotated as protocadherin gamma-C5-like. Gene Ontology annotation, molecular function: calcium ion binding. The transcript has 5 exons. The coding region runs from base 211 to 3135 and encodes 974 amino acids. Gene Ontology annotation, cellular component: plasma membrane. The record is from RefSeq and is a predicted model, not a curated record. Gene Ontology annotation, biological process: homophilic cell-cell adhesion. Lineage: Eukaryota; Metazoa; Chordata; Actinopteri; Osmeriformes; Osmeridae.
UUGUGGUUCACGUUUUUUAUGCAGUUUUAGUAAAGUACACAGAGUGUCGCUAUCUACCAGCAAGUGAUGUUUCACGUUUCUCUCCACCCACUUAUGGGCGCAGACUUUUUGUAGACUAUACGUCGUGAUUAGAACAUUGGUGUUUUUGUCAUUUCAACGUCGAGGUAGUGUGUAUAUUUUUGCACAAAUAAACCUGGAUAAGAGCGUAACAUGCAGGAAUUGUCUACAUCUUUCUGGAGAAUGGAAUACCUUGGUCUCUCUGUCUCUGCACCGAUGUUUUGGCUGGCUUUGUUUCCUCUGCUCUUGCGUAGCAGCUAUGGAGAUGUGACCUAUUCUAUUCCUGAGGAGAUGAAACGCGGGUCUGUAAUAGGACAUAUAGCCAAGGAUCUGGGACUCGAUGCCAAAGGACUGUUGUCUCGGAAAGCUCGCUUGGAUGUUGAUGGUGAUAACAAACGGUAUUGUGAUAUUAAUCUGAACACUGGAGAAUUGAUCGUCGCUGAAAUAAUAGACAGAGAGAAGCUUUGCGGCAGGAGGCUUUCCUGCUCUUUGAAAUACGAAUUUAUCUUGGAGAACCCAUUAGAGUCACAUAAUAUAGUUUUGCAAAUACACGAUGUCAAUGAUAAUGCUCCACAAUUUGGGGAAGACGUGAAAUUUGAGAUCAGAGAGUCAGCAGUCAAAGGCGCUCGCUUUCCUCUAAAUCAAGCACAUGACGCAGACAUAGGCCUAAAUGCUGUUCAGAGCUACACAUUACAGAGGAAUGAACACUUUAGUUUAGCUGUUAACACUAAUGCUGGAAGUGGAAAACAGAGUGAACUGGUUCUGGAGAAAGAAUUAGAUCGUGAGGUAGAGCAGGAGGUGACGUUACUAUUAACAGCUGUUGACGGAGGGACUCCGCAGAGAUCCGGUACUGCAGUUAUACACGUCACCGUGCUUGAUGCUAACGAUAAUAAACCUAUAUUUAGUGAGAACGUCUACAAGGUUAAUCUACCUGAAAACUCCCCUAUCGGUUCUGUUGUAAUUACUGUGUCUGCUGCAGACGCAGAUGAGGGGGCAAACGGCGAAGUGACGUACGGAUUUGGUCCCAUUGCAGACGAUAUAAAGACAUUAUUUUUUCUUCAUCCAAAAACAGGUGAAAUAAGCAUAGUUGGAGAGAUCGAUUUCGAAAAGGAGUCAAUUUAUGAAUUUAUUAUCCAAGCCAAAGAUAACUCAGGACUGAGUUCCAUUUCAAACGUCAGGGUUGAAAUAACAGAUAUAAAUGAUAACACCCCCGUCAUCUCUCUUAAAUCUCUGACCAACCCCAUUCCUGAGAAUGUGUUACCAGGCACAGAGGUGGGCAUCAUUAAUGUACAGGAUAAAGACUCUGGUGUCAAUAAACAGGUCCGCUGCUCCAUCCAGCAGAAUGUUCCUUUCAAACUGAACCCCUCCAUUAAAAACUACUAUUCCUUAGUAACUACCAGUGAAUUAGACCGUGAGCUGAUAUCAGAUUAUAACAUAACUAUCACUGCUACUGACGAGGGGUCUCCACCUUUAUCCUCCUCAAAGACUAUUCAUUUAUCUGUCUCUGACGUCAAUGACAACCCUCCUGUGUUUGAAGAGCAAUCCUACAGCGCCUAUGUGAGUGAAAAUAACAAGCCUGGCUCCUCCAUAUGUUCUGUUACUGCCAGAGACCCAGACUGGAGACAGAACGGCACAGUGGUCUAUUCUCUAGUGCCCAGUCAGGUCAACGGUGUCCCUGUGUCUUCAUAUGUAUCUAUUAACGGAGACACGGGGGUGAUCCAUGCCGUGAGAGCAUUUGAUUAUGAACAGUUUAGGAGCUUCAAGGUCCAGGUUGUAGCCAGAGACAACGGUUCUCCUCCACUCAGCAGUAACGUGACUGUGAGCGUCUUCGUAGCAGAUGAGAAUGACAACUCUCCCCAGAUAUUAUACCCUGCUCCAGCAGGGAACUCCUUGAUGACUGAGAUGGUCCCCAAAGCUGCUCUGGCAGGGUCCCUGGUUUCCAAGGUGAUAGCUGUGGAUGCUGACUCUGGCCAGAACGCCUGGCUUUCCUAUCAGAUUGUGAAAUCCACCGAUCCGGGACUUUUCACUAUCGGUCUCCACAGUGGAGAGAUCAGGGCCCAGAGGGACAUUUCUGAUUCUGACGGUAUGAAGCAGAACCUUGUGAUAUCUGUGAAAGAUAACGGACAUCCCUUUAUGUCAACAACCUGUGCUGUUUACCUACUGAUAUCAGAUAACCUGGCUGAGGUUCCAGAGCUGAAAGACAUGUCUUACGAGGGGAAGGAUUCUAAACUCACUUCCUACUUGAUCAUCGCUCUGGUGUCCGUCUCCACCUUUUUCCUGACUUUCAUCAUUCUCAUCCUGGCCGUGAGGUUUUGCCGCAGGAGGAAACCUAGACUGUUGUUUGAUGGAGCUGUGGCCAUUCCCAGCGCGUAUUUCCCUCCUAACUAUGCAGAGGUGGAUGGAACAGGAACGCUGCGGAGUUCUUACAAUUAUGACGCUUACCUGACAACGGGCUCACGCACCAGUGACUUCAAGUUUGUCAGAUCUUACAAUGACAACACGCUGCCAGCUGAAAUGACACUAAAAAAGAGUCCAGAUCACUUUCUGGAAGGAAGUAUCACCACACUGAACACAGCAGGAGAAUCUAACGAGCAAAAACCACCCAAUGACUGGAGAAUUACCCAGAAUCAGAGACCUGGACCUAGUGGCACGUACAGGUACCACACCACUACCCAGCAGAGGUGGACUCCGUACGGGAAGGCGAGAGCUGGGGCUCGUCCGGAGGAGGGAGGUGCUGUCGCUGGUACCGGACCCUGGCCCAACCCCCCCACCGAGGCAGAACAGCUCCAGGCUCUGAUGGCUGCAGCCAACGAAGUGAGUGAGGCGACCGCCACCCUCGGCCCGCGCUACAACGCCCAGUUCCCCAUGCAGCACGUGCCUGACUACCGCCAGAACGUCUACAUCCCCGGCAGCACCGCCACCCUGACGGCCAACCCCCAGCAGGCCCCCCAGCAGGCCCCCCAGCAGGCCCUCCAGCAGGCCCUGCCCCCCGCCCAGGCCAUGCCGCAGGUCGACGCCCCCAAGGCCGCCCAGACGCCCGGCACCAAAAAGAAGUCCUCCAAGAAGGAGAAGAAGUAAGGCCCUGCGAGGAGGGCACCCCCCCCACCCACCCAGCCACCCACCGCCACGCCCGUCACCAUGGAAACCGCAAGAACGCAACCAACCCCCCCCCCCACCACUCCCUCAGUCUAGCCGUCUACUUCCUGUCGCGGGAUACAAGUCCUUUUGAUCUCAUUCCUCCAUUUCCGUCUGGUGUCCCCUGUGUGUGGGCAGGGGUGUGCAUGAGUCACGUCACGUACGUGCAAUGACUUCACUUCCUGCUUCAUGAUCUUUACAGCUAGUGUCAGCGUGUGGGGAGGCUUGAGGAGUUGUACAGUAAAUGUGUUUUGGAUCCAAAAUGUAUUUCAGGAGUAUGGAGUUUUUACAGGGACCUUGCUCUGUAAUAUAGUGUUAAAUGAAAAAAAAAAAGAAAAAAAUCAACAACAAAAAUUGAUAACUGAUUUUUGGAUUGAAAUGUUUGAUGCUUCUUCGACGUGCUUGGUAGUUGCUUCUCAUGGUGACUCUGAUUCCACUUUAUUUGCCUACUUGCUUUAGAGAUCUUGCUUUAGCUCUUUAAGGACUGAAAUAGACAAUGUUGCAUGACCCUUCCUAACGAUUUAAGAUCCUGUGAGGAUGAGCUUCACACACGCACACAUUUGUAUUAAGAGGCUAGCUCCAACUAAUCACAAUGUUAUGGCAGAAUGCGUAUAGUAGCAUUACUAUUUAAAUGCCUGUAAGACUUCUUUUAGCUGUCUGAGUAGUAAGCAUAAGAACAGUUCUAAUGACUGACGACUGAUGAAUAACUUUGCUUCGCGGUGGCCCUCUAAGUAUUUCAGCUGCCUAUGAAGGCUUGAGUGGUUAUUUUCACCCUGUAGGCCACAAUGUCAUCUCUGGCCAUCUCUUCCACUGGUAUUCAAAGCCACAACUCAAUCUCCAAACUCUGUCUUGAUUAACAUAAACAUUGUGUAAAAACAGACCAGAGUUUUUUUUUUUUCCUAUACCAGCAUCGUUUGGAUCUUGUAUCUGCAUCGUAGCAAUGAGUCAGUGUUGUGGAAAGAUGGGCCAGUGUGAUUGGCCGAGCACUGUGUUCUCAGGCUCGCCAGGGCUCCCAGGAUGAGCCCUGUCACGCCCAGAGGUGUGGAUGUGUCCUGGGGCCAUGGGGAGAGGGAGGCUGGUUAGUCCCUCUGGAGCCUAAUAUCUGCUCCUCUUCCAUCACCUGGAAACUAGCGUCAACACAGCAGGUCCUCAUGUCCUCUAACCCCCCCUACACUACCCCCACACAUUAAUUAAGGAUCCAGGCCGUGUUUGAUAUCUUACUCACUGGACGCUUUCCAGGAGUUUGUAAGGUUCUGAUUGUGGUGUUUAGAAACUAUGUCAGGACCAUGGACAGAGACUAGUUUCUCCCGUCAACCUCUCCUCUCUCUCUGCCUCGCCUGUUCUGGAACUUAGAGAAUGUUCUGGAACUUAGAGAAUGUUCCCAGUCCAUCCUUUAUCAUGCUGGCGCUACGCGUGCUAGCAAGCAACCCCAAUGUAAAUAUGACACGUUACAAGUCUGUAGAGAUCCAGGUGAGCUCUCUCUCUCUCUAGCCAAAAACAUGGCUGUUACCGGAAUGUUUGGACUAUUUUUCUGAUAUAAAAAAAGUUAAAGAAAGGAAAAAAAAAAAUGAAUACAAAAAACGUCUUCAGAUAAA